AUGGCUGCGACCAGGGCGCGCGCAGGCAAAGGUGUCUCAGGCCUCGCAGGGUUGGAGUUGCACGGACGCAUCCCCGGUUCUGGCGAUGGCCCCCGUGGAAACACCCGGCAAAUCACAGCCCCGGUUGGGCCUGGCGAUUGCAGAAUCAUCCGACCAGAUGAGGAGGAGGUUGCAACGCUGCGCGACGGGUUCCCAGAGCGCAUUGCGCGCCUACGCCGGUUCGGUUUACGGUGUAGUGCUGCUGCGGUGCUGCUGCGGUGCUGCUGUAGUGUUGCUGUACUUGGUGUGCACCGACAAGACAUCGGCAAGUGGGAAAUAGCACCCACGGACGUCCGGGUGCACCUGGCGCAAGUGGUGAGCUCUCUGCCAGUCAGUGGCUCUGGUGGAAUCCUUGGUUGA
Molecule: messenger RNA, 399 nt
Organism: Aspergillus heteromorphus CBS 117.55
Lineage: Eukaryota; Fungi; Ascomycota; Eurotiomycetes; Eurotiales; Aspergillaceae
Exons: 2
Coding region: 1-399 (132 amino acids)
Source: RefSeq, a predicted model, not a curated record